Messenger RNA from Pseudopodoces humilis (Tibetan ground-tit), 3417 nucleotides. RefSeq names its product fem-1 homolog B (gene FEM1B). Gene Ontology annotation, molecular function: protein binding. NCBI's taxonomy places the organism in Eukaryota, Metazoa, Chordata, Aves, Passeriformes, Paridae. The record is from RefSeq and is a predicted model, not a curated record.
CGUUGCGGGCGGCGGGGCCGCGCGGAGGCGGAGGCGGCCAUGGAGGGGCUGGCGGGGUACGUGUACAAGGCGGCCAGCGAGGGCCGCGUGCUCACCUUGGCCGCGCUGCUGCUGAACCGCUCCGAGAGCGACAUCAAAUACCUGCUGGGCUACGUGAGCCAGCACGGAGGGCAGCGCUCCACGCCGCUCAUCAUCGCCGCCCGCAACGGGCACGCCAAGGUGGUGCGGCUGCUGCUGGAGCAUUACCGCGUCCACACGCAGCAAACCGGCACCGUCCGCUUCGACGGCUUCGUCAUCGACGGGGCCACCGCGCUGUGGUGCGCGGCCGGGGCCGGCCACUUCGAGGUGGUCAAGCUGCUGGUGAGCCACGGCGCCAACGUCAACCACACCACGGUGACCAACUCGACGCCGCUGCGGGCGGCCUGCUUCGAUGGCCGGCUGGACAUCGUCAAGUACCUGGUGGAGAACAACGCCAACAUCAGCAUCGCAAACAAGUACGACAACACCUGCCUGAUGAUCGCGGCCUACAAGGGCCACACGGACGUGGUGCGCUACCUCCUGGAGCAGCACGCCGACCCCAACGCCAAGGCCCACUGCGGGGCCACCGCGCUGCACUUCGCCGCCGAGGCCGGCCACCUGGAGAUCGUCAGGGAGCUGGUCAAGUGGAAGGCGGCCAUGAUGGUCAACGGGCACGGCAUGACGCCGCUCAAAGUGGCCGCCGAGAGCUGCAAGGCCGACGUGGUGGAGCUGCUGCUGGCUCACGCCGACUGCGACAGGAGGAGCAGGAUCGAAGCUCUGGAGCUGCUGGGGGCCUCGUUUGCCAACGACAGGGAGAACUACGACAUUUUGAAGACUUACCACUAUUUAUAUUUGGCCAUGCUGGAGAGGUACCGCGACAGCGAGAACGUCAUCGAGAAGGAGGUGCUCCCCCAGAUCGAGGCGUACGGAAACAGGUCGGAAUGCAGGACCCCUCAGGAAUUAGAGUCCAUUAGGCAGGACAGAGACGCCCUUCACAUGGAAGGCCUGAUAGUGCGGGAGAGAAUCCUGGGCUCGGACAAUAUCGACGUCUCCCACCCCAUCAUUUACCGGGGCGCAGUCUACGCCGACAACAUGGAGUUCGAGCAGUGCAUCAAGCUGUGGCUCCACGCGCUGCACCUGCGGCAGAAAGGCAACAGGAACACCCACAAGGACCUGCUGAGGUUCGCUCAGGUCUUCUCGCAGAUGAUCCACCUGAACGAGCCCGUGAAGGCCAAGGACAUCGAGAGCGUCCUGCGCUGCAGCGUGCUGGAGAUCGAGCAGGGCAUGGCGCGCAUCAAAACCACCCCGGACGCCGACAUCCACACGGCCACGGACAACUACGAGUGCAACAUCUUCACCUUCCUCUACCUGGUGUGCAUCUCCACCAAGACGCAGUGCAGCGAGGAGGACCAGUCCCGCAUCAACAAGCAGAUCUACAACCUGAUCCACCUGGACCCGCGCACGCGCGACGGCUCCAGCCUGCUGCACCACGCCGUCAACUCCGGCACGCCCGUGGACGACUUCCACACCAACGACGUCUGCAGCUUCCCCAACGCCCUGGUCACCAAGCUCCUGCUGGACUGCGGCGCCGACGUCAACGCCGUGGACAACGAGGGGAACAGCCCUCUGCACAUCAUCGUGCAGUACCACCGGCCCAUCAGCGACUUCUUGACGUUGCACUCCAUCAUCAUCAGCCUGGUGGAGGCCGGCGCCCACACGGACAUGACCAACAAGCAGAAGAAAACCCCUCUGGAUAAAAGCACCACCGGGGUGUCGGAAAUCCUCCUUAAAACUCAAAUGAAGCUGAGUCUCAAGUGCCUGGCUGCCCGCGCCGUGCGGAUCUACAACAUCAGCUACCAAAACCAGAUCCCCAGAACUCUGGAGGAGUUUGUCCAGUUCCACUAGGCCGCCUCCGACCUUUCGUGGUGGUGCUAUCCCGGGACGACAGCAGACAGCAGAACACACCCGUGUCCAUGAAACCCUUUUUCUCCAUCCCUUUGGUUUUGGGUUCCUCUGGAUUCCGUCUGCGGCCUCGGUUCUCGGGUGGAGGUGGUGGAGGGGCGGGGGCAGGAAAAGCCACGUCGUUGUCCUCUGGCUGAACCCGAUGGUUGAGAUUUUGGUCCCUUUCUUUUUUAUUUUAUUUUAAUUAAAGGAAUCCCUUCGUUAGCUCUUUUGUUUUCUAAACAACACGAGAAGAAUCCCCCAGGUGAAUCCCGCCGGACGUUUUCGCGCCCGGCGCGAUUGGCGAGAUGGGAUUUCCGACUCCUGACCGUGAGGCGGGAGAAGAAAACCCGGGAAUUGUGCGUCGGUCGGGUUAGGGUUCUCUCGUACCUCGCCGUGCUUUCACGCCCUUCAGCCGGCGCUGAGGACGGCGGUAACGUUUUAAAAUCCCCGUUUCCAUCCAAAAUUCCCUUUUGAGCAGCGAUUCCCAACAGCUGCAGACGCGAGGGAUGCUCCGUUAGGAAAUCCAGGUGGAAAUUCAGCUGCCAGGGGUUGAAUUCCGUUAGCGAGCUCUUGAUUCCCGCUGCUCCAGUAAGUUUUGAAUCACCUACGGACAAAAAAAAAAAAAAUAAACCCCAAAAACCAAAAAAUAAAAACGCAAAAAACUUCGGUGCCGACCGCGAAUAACCGGAAUCAUCGUUUCUUUUUCCGCUCUUCCGUCGCUCCUAUCCAAACAUCAUGCAUGGAUCCCUAGAAACUGGGUAGGGAAUUUGUGUUUGUGUGUGUCCCAACAUUUCAAAACCGCUUUUAACUCGGGUUUUUCUCCGUCGUUUCGACGCUCAACACGCACCUUUUUUGUUGUUUUUGUUGGGUUUUUUUUUGUUUGUUUGUUUGGCUCAAAGUCUGUCCGGCUGCACUCGUGGAUUCCGAAUCUUCCCAACGGAGCCGUCUGCCGCCAAAGAGAGUCUUCCUUGAACCCGGAUUUUCCAAGAAGCGUUGGAAUCUGUGCCUCCCCCGAAUCGGACUCGAGGAUUUUUUUUCAUGGGUUUUUACUCCUUUGGGUAUGGGGGGGGGGGGGAAUAAAAUAAAAAAAGAAAUUAACGAAUCUCUUGUUAAAAACUUGAUUUUUACAAUGAAAUCAAUAAUUCUCCUCUUCAUCCAGCUCUUGAUGAGCGAGCGAUUGUACGGGAACGUCGUGGCCGGAGAACUUUGGGAGAAGCGGCGGAUGCUCCGACGGGGAAAUGUUGGGACAAGGCUCCCGGAGCCUCCGUUCCUUUGGAACCGUCAGGAUGAACGAAUGUUCCGUGGGGGGUUUUUUUGGGGUUUUUUUUUUUUGGUUUUUGUUUGGUUUUGUUUUUACAGAAAAAAAACAAACCAAGGAUCCGCGUGGAACUUUUGAGGCGAGGUUUGGGGGGCACGCGUUUCUAUUUGUACGGCAAAGAAAUAAACAUUGAAUGU